UCAAAAUUAACAACUUUGACUAUCUUAACUACAUCAUUACAAUCAACUAUUUUGGCACAAGCAACAAAAUUAAAUGACUCAGUAGCAAACUCUUUAGCCAAAAAAAGGAAAAUUGCUGACCAAGUGGCUAAUACAGAAACUCCUAAUCCUCCAAUAAAAACUACUAAAAAUUUGAUAGCUACUAAUAAUAUGACUACUACCAAUAAGUCUUUAGGUAGUAGAAAAGAAUUAUUAGUAGGUUCUACAGUUUUUGAACUUAUUUUUAAUGAAAAUUACCUUUUGGCAAAACUUGACUCUAAUAUUGUUGAUACAUGGUACCAAAAACUUUUAAAGAAAACAAGUAAUAAAAAAGAUACUUGCACCUCUUCUGCAAACUUACAAGUUGAAUCUUUAGAUUUGAUGGAUGUUGAUGAUCUUUAUGAAAACUUGCUUGAUUCCAACUCUGAAAGCCAUCUAAGUGAUAAUAAUAUUGAAGACAAUAAUAGUAAUGAGAACUAUGUCACAAGUUUUUAA
This is a messenger RNA of Dentiscutata heterogama, 513 nucleotides long. The record is from the annotation of a GenBank genome assembly. NCBI's taxonomy places the organism in Eukaryota, Fungi, Glomeromycota, Glomeromycetes, Diversisporales, Gigasporaceae.